Dipodomys spectabilis (banner-tailed kangaroo rat) is the source of this 3106-nucleotide messenger RNA. It is a transcript of the gene Sntb2, whose product is annotated as syntrophin beta 2. Gene Ontology annotation, molecular function: protein binding; structural molecule activity. Gene Ontology annotation, cellular component: synapse; intracellular anatomical structure; dystrophin-associated glycoprotein complex. Bases 27 to 1640 code for a protein of 537 amino acids. The record is from RefSeq and is a predicted model, not a curated record. The transcript is spliced from 7 exons. NCBI's taxonomy places the organism in Eukaryota, Metazoa, Chordata, Mammalia, Rodentia, Heteromyidae.
GGAAGCGCCGAGGCUGCCUGACUGGAAUGAGGGUAGCGGCGGCGUCUGCGGGAGCCGGGCCGGCCAUGGCGGUGUGGACGCGGGCUACCAAAGCGGGGCUCGUCGAGCUGCUCCUCCGGGAGCGCUGGGUCCGAGUGGUGGCCGAGCUGAGCGGGGAGAGCCUAAGUCUGACAGGCGACGCCGCGGCGGCCGAGCCGGAGCCGACUCUGGGGCCGGCGGCGGCUUUCAACGGCCUCCCGAACGGCGGCGGCGCGGGCGACUCGCUGCCCGGGAGCCCGAGCCGAGGCCUGGGGCCCCCGAGUCCGCCCGCACCGCCGCGGGGUCCCGCGGGCGAGGCGGGUGCUUCGCCGCCCGUGCGCAGGGUGCGGGUGGUGAAGCAGGAGGCGGGCGGCCUGGGCAUCAGCAUCAAGGGCGGCCGCGAGAACCGGAUGCCGAUCCUCAUCUCCAAGAUCUUCCCGGGGCUGGCGGCGGACCAGAGCCGGGCGCUGCGGCUGGGCGACGCCAUCCUGUCGGUGAACGGCACGGACCUGCGCCAGGCCACUCACGACCAGGCCGUGCAGGCGCUGAAGCGCGCGGGCAAGGAGGUGCUGCUGGAGGUCAAGUUCAUCCGAGAAGUAACACCAUAUAUCAAGAAGCCAUCUUUAGUAUCAGACCUGCCAUGGGAAGGUGCGGCUCCCCAGUCACCAAGCUUUAGUGGCAGUGAGGACUCUGGUUCUCCGAAACACCAGAACAGCACCAAGGACAGGAAAGUCAUCCCUCUCAGGAUGUGCUUUGCUGCUAGAAACCUAAGCAUGCCAGAUCUGGAAAACAGAUUGAUAGAGCUACAUUCUCCUGAUAGCAGGAACACGUUGAUCCUCCGCUGCAAGGAUACAGCCACUGCACACUCCUGGUUCGUAGCUAUCCACACCAACAUAAUGGCUCUCCUCCCACAGGUGUUGGCAGAACUCAAUGCCAUGCUUGGUGCUACCAGUACAGCGGGAGGCAGCAAGGAAGUCAAGCACGUUGCCUGGCUGGCAGAACAGGCAAAGCUGGAUGGUGGAAGACAACAAUGGAGGCCUGUCCUCAUGGCUGUGACUGAGAAGGACUUGCUGCUUUAUGACUGUAUGCCAUGGACAAGAGAUGCCUGGGCAUCACCAUGCCAUAGCUACCCUCUUGUUGCCACAAGGUUGGUACAUUCUGGAUCUGGAUGUCGGUCACCUUCCCUUGGAUCUGACCUUACAUUUGCUACCAGGACAGGUUCUCGGCAGGGCAUUGAGAUGCAUCUCUUCCGGGUGGAGACACACCGGGAUCUGUCGACCUGGACCAGGAUACUUGUUCAGGGUUGCCAUGCUGCAGCUGAGCUGAUCAAGGAAGUCUCCCUAGGCUGCACCUUAAAUGGCCAAGAAGUAAGACUCACAGUCCACUAUGAAAAUGGAUUCACUGUCUCCAGGGAAAAUGGAGGCUCCAGCAGCAUUGUAUACCGCUACCCCUUUGAACGGCUGAAAAUGUCUGCUGAUGAUGGCAUCAGAAACCUCUACCUAGAUUUUGGUGGUCCUGAGGGGGAGCUGGCCAUGGACCUGCACUCUUGUCCAAAGCCAAUUGUGUUCGUGCUGCAUACUUUCUUGUCAGCCAAAGUCACUCGCAUGGGACUGCUCGUGUGAGCAGCAGACGUCAGAGAAGAGCCUUGGCUACCGCAAGAAGUAUUUCCACCUCGCACAAAUGAAAGCUCUGUGUUCUUUCCUCCAGUACAGUGCCUUCCCAAGGACCUGCAAAUCACUGCUAAACUAUAACUGGUUUAAAGAAAAGCCUACUUUUCCCAAGCCACCUAGGCCAGAAUUUCUAGGACUCUUAAUAAGCUCCAAAAUGAAGCUGUUGAUGUAUCUUCUCCUUUCAUAAUGUGGUUUACAAGUAAUUAGGUUUAUUUCCUGGUGGCUCUUUGUUUUCCCUUUUUGAAUACCAAAUAGCCAAGAAAGGUUUUUCUUUUCUUCUUAUGUAGGAUUUGUCUCAAGUUUAGCCUCUGUGUUUUAUUCAGGAUGACUGUUUCUUCCCAGGUGCUAGUGUGUAGCAGCCGUUGCUUCUUGAUCAUUUCAGACAAGUCAUAUGGGCUGUCGGAGUCCACAUCUUUAUCUGUUCCUUCCUCUCUAUAGACAGUCCUUCAAUUGCAUCACCAAAGGGUUCUUCCCUCUGCCUUGGCUCUCACUGUACCUGGCCCCUCCCAUCACUGCCCACCUUAUCACCAGCUCUGUCCCUCGAAAGUGCUAAUCUUAGGACUCAGAACUUGCAAAAUGCGAUUUAUCUUGCCUCUCUUAUUAGUGGUGUCCAAGUCGAAAAGCAAGUUGGAAAACAUUGCUUUGAAAGAAAAAAUUUGACUUCUUGUAGAUUUCUCUGAUUUUACUUUUGGCAAGAGCCAGGGAAUGAAUGGUCUAAGGUUUAUUUUAAAAGAAAAUCCUCAUUUUAAGCUAAGCCAUUUUUUAUUGCUUACCAAAUGUGCCUUUGGUUAGGGUUGGUGGAGCUUUAUUAGUGGCUAUUUUAAUUACUAGAUAUCACUGCCAUUUCAGGGAUAUCGUCUAUCCUAGCUCUGAAAAAUUAUCCUUGAGGUGGGUUACUUUAAUGGCAUCUUGUUUAGUGUGCAGAUCUCGGAGAAAGAUAAAUCCAGCAAGAACUAGCUGAUUUAAGGAGUUUGUGGGUUUAUGGGUUAGGCCAGCCUUUCAGCACAAAUAUGUGGGGCCUUUGGGCUGUGUGCACCCAUGCAGGAGCCCCAGCCUUCCUCCCCCAUAGCCCUUCAGUGGUUAAGGUACUAUGUGUGGCCAGGGUGAUGAGGCUCAGUUACCUGAAUUUUGUUCACAUGGCUAAGGAUCAUCACUAGGACACAGUAGCAGUGAAAUUGCACUUUUUUGUGGUCUUAGAGAAUCAUAUUCAACUUAAUUUUCCUAAUUUUAGAGGAGAGAUAAAUAGUCUGAAAACAUUUAAAAUGGAUCAUGUAUACAAACUCUCAGCUCUCCAAAGAAAGUCUAGGACUAGCUCUCGUUUUCUAGAUUUAUCAAGAGUAGCACACAAGGAUAUGAGCAUUACAGUUGGUGGCAUUCCCGUGUGUGUGUGUGUGUGUGUGUGUGUGUGUGUGUGUGUG